This is a messenger RNA of Pangasianodon hypophthalmus (striped catfish), 1299 nucleotides long. Its product is annotated as BPTI/Kunitz domain-containing protein. The transcript has 6 exons. Gene Ontology annotation, molecular function: serine-type endopeptidase inhibitor activity. Bases 70 to 753 code for a protein of 227 amino acids. Lineage: Eukaryota; Metazoa; Chordata; Actinopteri; Siluriformes; Pangasiidae. The record is from RefSeq and is a predicted model, not a curated record.
UCUCUGCUCUUCAACUGCAGUUUAUGAGCCCUCAUUUACUUCAGCUUCAUCAACAGAGAACACACCACCAUGAGGAACUACAGCAUGUUUUUGCUCAUUUUUGCUGUAUUUUAUUGUAUUGAGGGACAGGCCGCAACACCAGAUUUCUGUAGCAUGCCAAAAGAUGAAGGCACAGAAUCUGAUAAAGACAUCCAAGUCUACUUGUACUACGACAAGACUGAAGAUAAGUGCUAUCCGUUCCGCUACCAGGGAGCGGGUGGGAAUCAGAACCGCUUCAAUUAUGAGUUUUACUGCAUGAGAAACUGCUCCACCAAUGCCGAAAAACUGUAUCCUACAGACCGAACUAAAGCUUGCCACUUGCCAAAAGCUCCAGGUGACUGUUUUGGUCAUUAUCUACGAUAUUACUAUGAUGCUGCUCAUGGAAAGUGUGUGACAUUCUACUGGACUGGCUGUGUGGGCAAUGGAAACCGUUUCUUGGAAUUAGAGCGUUGCAAUGCCACAUGUUUUGGAAUAUUAGAUAAAAAUGAAAAUGGCGAUAAUGAUGGUGACGUGGAAUCAGACACACCAAUUGGCAUCAUUUUGGGAGCUGUUUUAGGUGUUAUUGGAGCCAUCAUUCUCAUAAUUGUGCUUGUUCUGGCGUUGAAGAAGAAGCCUAGCAAAAGCAAAAAAACCAAAGCAAAGGAACUAAAAGUGAAAGAAGACCCAAACACUUCUGGACCUGAAAUACCCCUUCAUAUUACUGACACGGCGUAAUGGACCACAAAGAAACACCCAGCGGCAGCAUUAAUACCUCUCAUAACUCCAUAUCAAAUCUUGGACAUCAGAACAAGACAUUUUUAGAAAAAGGCUUCAUCAAGGGGUCUUUGGUUAGUUUCUUAGCUUCCUAAAGUGGUUUCCACAUUAUUGUAGAAUUACUACUACUUAUAAACUUUAAUGGUGCCCCCAGAUGGACAGGCCAUAGAACUAGGUUCUGAGGUUAACUUUUUUUUUUCUAACAGUGUAGGUAGUCACUGCUGAAUAUUUGGUCAGGCUGGAAAUGUGUUUAUAAUGUAAAGUGAGUUUCAGGAUAGCUGCAUAUACUUUUGCUGAAGAAUUAAGAGAGUACAAUUAUUAAUGUUGUCAUUUUGAUGGUGUGUAAAUUUUAUAUUGUUCAUUUUUGGCACUGAACUACAUUACAAAAGCAAACAAUGUUUUCUCAUGGUAAUGACUUAAACUUUGCUUUGUAAAAGGUGUUGAUGGUAAACAUUUUAAUAAAAAAAAACAAUUCCAAAUUCUGAUCCCAAUUUAAGUUCAGAAAAA